AUGCAUUCUCGCUUCAUCUGGCUCGUUAUCCUUGCAUCACUGGAGUAUGCAACGGGACAGAGCACUAUCGGCCUUUGCAAGCCUGCCGCGUCUUCCUGUGCAGCCCUGCCUGCGGUUUCUGCAGAAAUCUGCUCGGAUCUCAUUGCAUCGAAAUCACUCUCUGUAACCGCUUGCUUCGUCCCCGCCGCAAGCGAAGCGGUCACGGUUACCAAGCCCGUCGUCAUCCGAGAAACAGAGACCAUCACGGCAACAACUACAACCGAGGUUAUCACUACUACCUAUUCACAGAGCAGAACUAAGACGCUUCCUACCAUCACGGCGCUGUAUAGCACAGAGGUUGUCUCCCGGACUGACACCAAAUGGCUGUUCACUACGCUUCCGAAACCUCGAACAUAUCUCAGUACAGUUAUUGUUACUACUACUCUGCCAGCCACAAAGACCAGUAGCACUACUUCUACGUGGGCACAGCAGUCCUGCGAUGCCGGAAACAACAAGCUGAAACUUAAGAGAGGCCACUUGGGUGAAAGAGCCGCUCUUCCCCGUGACUGCUACUGUUACUUGACAAGCACUUCAACGAGUGCCAUGACACAAUUCACAACCAUUGUUGAACGGCCCACGGUUACCACGACCUACACAAAGAUCGCUAGCGGCAAGGCCCCAACUGUCACUAAGCGCAUUACCGUCAAAGAAACCACUACCGUCUCCAUGAUCAUUGGUGCAGUCACAGACAUUUCCACCACUGUCACCAAGACCAGACUCUCCAAGAGCACAACAACAUCCAUCUCUACCCGGUUCUCGCUCACAUCUGUCACUGUCCCCUAUACCAAGACAGUCACAACAAGAACCAUCCCCGUCUCCACCAUCCAGGUCAACCCGUGCGGGCCUACAGAUUAUGGCCGGAUCGAAAUCGGUGUUCCCGACUCCCCAGAACUUAUGGAGAGCAACGAAGUGGCCCUUCCAGGCAGCACUAACGUUAACAAGGACUGCUGUAAUGCCUGCUACAAGACUCUUGGCUGUGUUUAUUGGGCUCGCAGUAACACUGAUGGGACGUGCCUCAACUUCCAGGCCAUUGACUCGGCUGGAUGCUCGACCUCUCAGUGUCCCAACGGGUUCCCUGAAUUUGGUAUUUCCGACACUGAUGACGGUUAUAGCUAUUUUGCUGGCCCUUGUGGAAGUGGCUUGAUGUGA
This is a messenger RNA of Fusarium fujikuroi IMI 58289, 1188 nucleotides long. RefSeq lists its product as uncharacterized. The coding region runs from base 1 to 1188 and encodes 395 amino acids. Lineage: Eukaryota; Fungi; Ascomycota; Sordariomycetes; Hypocreales; Nectriaceae. The transcript is spliced from 5 exons. The record is from RefSeq and is a predicted model, not a curated record.